GGAAGCAUCUGGAAACAAGGCUUUUAUCGAAAUGGCGGUCGAAAUGUUUGAGUAACAUCCAUCUCAUUCGUGCCGUAGAGAUCAAGUGUGAUGGCAGAUCCACAAGAUGAUGAAAACAGUCAUGAACGUGAUAAUGGAAAAAAUCGUUAUUUGAGAAACGAGGGUUUCGCUUCAUAUGCUUUAGUAAAUGCAAACUAUUGUUAUCAAAUGUCGCUAUGGUGGUGGAACACGUAUUUGUAUAAUUUACAUGCUCAGUUUCCGGAUCAGAACUGUGAGUGUGUAGAACAGAGUGCGAUCGGGGAAGAUCAGUGUGAAUGCUGGCAGAAUUAUGGUGGAUUAGAGACCCGAAUUGAUCAAAUGAACUCUCCCAGAGACUGUGCAGAAUCAAUUUAUUUUCGUGGUACACCAUGGCAAGGGUUACCAGGUGAACAUUCAGUAAGUAGUAAAAAUCAUCCUGAUUUUAUUUCCAAGGGAGAUCUUAUAUCUGGUGAUGAAAAAGGUGCAUAUGGAGAUGAGGAUUUUGGUAACCAUAGUAACAGUGUGAAUGAUGGAUAUGGUAAUGAUGAUGUUGACGAUGAUGAUGAUGAUGAUGAGGGCAGUGAUGUUGAAAUGGAAGUCGAUGAAAACUUCAGGAAGUUUUUGGAACAAUCAGAGAGACACAGACAAGAGCGGGAGCAGAGGAAGCAAGAACUAUUGGAAGAGAAUGGAGAUUACAUUGAGGUUGGGUCAGUUCAUUUGAAUACCACCACUAGUGCUCCAACAGAACAACCAGGUUCAAAGAGAAAAGAGGAGAUGUCAACACUCUAUGGAAAACAUGCCUAUAAGAUCAUGGCUCUUGAAGCAUCACUUCAGCUGAAUUACAACAAACAGUGUGAUGCAAGACAACCUGUUUUUUGGCCUAGUAUUCCUUUGAGGUUUUAACGGUAUAAAACAUUUUACAUUUGUAAAUAAAUAAACCUAAAUUUAAAAAAAAAAAUGAGGUUUACUUUCGUAUAAAUCACCCUAUUACGCACUCACUAAAAUUUCUCAUUCCUGAUUGGCCCGUGUCAAGUGCAUAAAUAGGAUAUAGAAUGCACUGUAAACUUUAUACAUUGCGCUGGUUUAAAAUUAAUUGCCUUUUAUCGACACAUUUUCUCCGCAUUCUGUUAUCUCUUCAUUUUGAAAAUUCCGAAAUUGACUGAAAGGUUACUGACCGACUGAUGAGCUCUACAUCACACUCUAAGGUUUAAUAUUUGGUAAAUGUUUAGUUGACUCCUUUUAUUUAAAAUUACUUACAAAUCUAACGUUACGUACGAUGCA
Messenger RNA from Stylophora pistillata, 1299 nucleotides. RefSeq lists its product as uncharacterized. Gene Ontology annotation, cellular component: SMN complex. Gene Ontology annotation, biological process: spliceosomal snRNP assembly. The record is from RefSeq and is a predicted model, not a curated record. NCBI's taxonomy places the organism in Eukaryota, Metazoa, Cnidaria, Anthozoa, Scleractinia, Pocilloporidae.